Molecule: messenger RNA, 1272 nt
Organism: Lachancea mirantina
Lineage: Eukaryota; Fungi; Ascomycota; Saccharomycetes; Saccharomycetales; Saccharomycetaceae
Source: the annotation of a GenBank genome assembly
AUGGGCGCAUCAGGUCAGUUUGUACCUAUUCGGAACAGUUCAAGUUCGGAACCGAACUACGAACUUUUGGAAGAUGUCGAAGAUCUUAAAUGGAGAACUAUCACGCCAAAUUCAAGGGAAACCACGAAUGGCGGUCAGCACAAAAGUGCCAAGAGGUUUGUUGCGAGCAAAUUUGACGGGUUGCGCAAAAAAUCAACCACUGUAGAAACCAAGACGUUGUACUUUUGCGACCUUGAAACUGGGCGAUGCGGGUUUGUCCAGUUUUUGUACUCGAGGGUGUUGGGAGAUGUUUACAAGACUUUCAGGUUCAACUUCAAAGUUUUCGGAAGUGAUGGUGACUUGGACGGUAGCGGCAGCGGCGAAACCGAUGUGUGGGAAAGUUUGAAAAUCGACGACCCGUCCUAUGUCUCGCAGUUCGAGCUUGAAAGCUCAAACUUCAAGUAUGAAAUCGCCAACGCACCAGGGAAUGAUGGUAUUGGUUUUGUCUCGAUUCGUGUGAAUGCGCCGCAGCAAAAAAACCGGGGUGAGAUGUCACUGGAUUUAGCUGUCCGUUUGGGUUGUGGAUUCAAAAUCAAACCGGAUGGCUCCAGCUAUUACAAUGGGUCUAGCGUAAACAAAGCCAAUAUAGCAGCGCCUCAUGUUGAUCUUAUGCGUCAUGUUUUCGUACCGCUUGGAACAUGUGAUGGCACAUUGAAGUACACUUCCAAUUCCGGGAAACAAGUGCAAUUUAAUCUCGCGAGUACGCCCAUCGUAUUCAUCAGUGCGCUCCAGGGUGUAGCCCCUAACAAAGCCGCCCGGCAAUGGAAUUUUGCGACUUUUCGAAGCCAUACUUUGGGUAUGAUUUUCAUGGAAUUUACCACACCAGCCGAGUACGGACAAUGGACAGUGACUGUCAGUGCAGUAGCACAGGAAAAUGGGCCCCUAGAAGUGUACGCUGUAUCUAACUCGGCAGAGACCUCGCAUGCGUCUCAUUUGCAUGCGCGUGCUCUUGCGUCCAAGCAAGAACCGCAGUCACUCUGGCGAUUUCCUACGUCUAUUGCGAUGCCUCUACCGCCACAUUGCAUGCAAGACGCGUCAAGCGCGACUUAUUUUGAGGAACAUGGUCUCCGCUUGGUGAACAAAUACGACGUUUUGCAAGAGCUACCAUCCAUAGUCAAAAACGUCGUGAACAGCAUCGCAGGAAUUAAGCCGUUCAUUUUCCAGUUCUGUCAGCGCUCUAAUCUAAGAGGCCAGCCUGGUAUAUCCAUAGUUGAGACAACUUUUAUCAGCUGA